CGACUUUGAAUUUGAACAACAAUAGCCUACACUUGUCCAUACCGGUCCCUGCCGGCACGAAGUUUCAAACGUCUCCCUGAUGUCCUUUGUAUCUAUCGGCGAGCAUCCCUAACCGUCACUCCACCGUCUCCUCCUAUUGGACACUUACGCUGCACCUGUUCGACUCACCCGCCAACCGCACGCUUCGCUCUGUGUACUCCAAGAUGGCGGCUUCCAGUGCUCCGUAUCAGACAUCAUCGCGUAUGAAAGCUAAAUAUGACCAUCUACCGCUCGUUUAAACGUUUGAAGAGACAGACCAGAAGUGACCGAGGGGGGCUGAGUUGUCGCCAGUAAAACGCGGAAACGGUUUCCAUAUGGUUUGUCGGCGCAAGGAGCCGGUCUCGGUGUCGGUGUGAAGGGGGUUGUGUUAUCCGAGUAUGGCCACCGAGAACAGGAUCAAUUUUUGGAGGAGAAACGCAAAGGUUCCCGGAAGGUAUCUCAAAGACACAAAUCCUCAGUUCAACAAUCUCAAGUCUAAAAAGGCCUCUAGCUUCCACGAGUUCGCCCGCAGCACCAAUGAUGCUUGGGACAUCGACGAAGAGGAGGACGAGGAUUUCCUCAGGACCCCCGCCCAAACGUCACCAGGCCUCCACUCUACUUCCACACAGAACCAGCAGCAGCAGAAUGAGGCUGUUGACACAGAAACUGGGGUGUCACACAGACUGGCACCUCCCAGGACAGAAGCUGAAAACCUCCAGGGUGGGCAGGAAGAGGACGCAGAGUGCGAGCAUGUCAAUGGCAAGGUUGUCAAGUCUAGUAGUGACGCCUAUCUCAACACGUCCUCAGUUCGCUCCACACUGCAGAAGCAGCAGUCUCUCCCAGUUCGUCCCAUCAUCCCACUGGUGGCACGCAUGUCAGACCAGAACGCGUCAGGGGCACCGCCCAUGACGGUGCGGGAGAAGAGCCGACUGGAUAAGUUCAAGCAGCUACUGGCUAGUCCCAACACUGACCUAGAGGAACUCCGGAAGCACAGCUGGUCAGGCAUACCAAGAGAAGUCCGGCCAAUCACAUGGAGACUUCUCUCUGGCUACCUCCCGGCCAACAAGGAGCGCAGAGAGCUGGUGCUAAAAAGGAAGCGGGACGAAUACUUUGGCUUCAUAGAGCAGUAUUACCACUCCAGGACAGACGAGCACUAUAAAGACACAUACAGACAGAUCCACAUCGAUAUUCCAAGAACCAACCCUCUGAUUCCCUUGUUCCAGCAGCCCGUAGUACAAGAGGUGUUUGAGCGUAUUCUCUUCAUCUGGGCCAUCCGUCACCCAGCCAGCGGUUACGUCCAGGGAAUCAAUGAUCUGGUCACACCCUUCUUUGUCGUCUUCCUCUCUGAGUUUGUCACAGAAGAUGUGGAGAACUUUGAGGUGGCAGCGCUGCCCCUGGACACCCGGAGAAACAUCGAAGCUGACAGUUUCUGGUGCAUGAGCAAGCUGCUGGAUGGAAUACAGGACAACUACACCUUUGCUCAGCCUGGAAUCCAGAAUAAAGUGAAAGCUUUAGAGGAGCUGGUCAGCAGGAUAGACGAGGACAUUCACAAUCAUUUUAAGAGGUAUGAGGUGGAGUAUCUGCAGUUUGCUUUCCGAUGGAUGAACAAUCUGCUGAUGAGGGAGCUGCCGCUUCGUUGCACUAUUCGUCUCUGGGACACCUACCAGGCUGAAGCGGAGGGUUUCUCCCACUUCCACCUGUACGUCUGUUCUGCUUUCCUCAUCGAGUGGCGCAAAGAAAUCCUCUCCAUGGUUGACUUUCAGGGCCUUCUUAUGCUACUGCAGAACCUUCCUACAAUCCAUUGGGGUAACGAGGAAGUGGGUCUCCUCCUGGCCGAAGCGUAUAGACUGAAGUACAUGUUCGCAGACGCACCCAGCCACUACAAGAGAUAGGUCCGAGGCCGCUUCGCCGCACAGCACAGCACAGCACACACUCAACUCUGAAAUCCAGCCAGACUGUGACUGGAAGGACCCACAGUGUUUGAGAUACUCCAGACGUCAAGUCUUUGUCUUUGAGGUAACCUGGAAGAGACAGACAAAAACUUCUCCUGUGAAAAUGAAGUCCAGCGAAUGUCACAUUGGAUUUGGGUUUAUGGUGCACCCAUAGAGCUCAGUGAACUGGAGACUAUUAGCAGUCGAGGUACUGCACUGUAUCGAUGGACUGUUACGGUAUUAAUAGCUAUAGCUGUGCCACCUUGGUUUACUUAUACAGUUUUUGGUCAUGCAACAUUAAUUGUCUCUCAACUGAAAUGUACACUCAGAAGAGCACGCUGUAAUAUAAAAGGGAUGACGUUUGUGAUCAUCCUUUUAGUGAAAAGAUGGCAUCUACAGAUUCUAUUUUUUUGAAGAUAUGUUUUGGUAGUUGUUUAACCCGGGAACAAUAUUAAAUGUAAACCAGGCAACUACAGUACUUUAUUUUCUCUUUUUAAACUUAUUUAGUCUAACACUGUCAAGCUGUUAUAAAUAAUAUGCCCCCCCCUAAUGAGUAGAAUUAUGUUCUGGUUCAGGGCUACCAAAUUUGCACUGUACAAUCAACUUAUAGGUACUUAUUUCGCACUUCAUCGAGUUAGUUUAAUUCGUUGCCAGUACUGGUAUUUUGGAUUGUAUUGGGGUAUUAGACCUAAGAGUAGCAAAUAUUAGGUACAGUGUUUUAUUUCAGGUUGUGUUUUGGGUUAAAAGUUGAGAAACUGAUUUGGUAUCAGUUAGCCUUGGUCAUUAGAAAUCAGCAUUUUGAAUCACUAUGAGGCUCUUGGGUAUGAUAUAAAUCAACAAGACCAGGAACAAUGGUUAAUGUAGCUUUGAAAUUCCUUGAUCAUAUGUCAGCUAAAAUAGGCUUUAUUUUAUUUUGGAACUCACUUAGCUAAAUCUACAUUGUAUUAUAUUUUUGAAAGUUAUAAAAAACAUUUUUAGUUAGAGAUAGUGGCACAUUACCCUGGCAAUCCAGGUUUCUCGCGAGAGCCCAAUUUGAAUUUCUGGCAGUCACUCUGGCAUUCAGUAAUGAUGCUCAUUAACUAUGCCCUUGUAGCCGAGCUGCACCAAUCACAUCGGUGUAUCUGAUAUAGGCAGGCCAGAGGCCAGCUGAACAGAUGACGACCGCGCUGCGAUGUCAAAGUCAUUAGUAAACAUUGCAAGAUGGCUACAGAUGAACAAUGAACGAGUUAGACCUGGCU
This is a messenger RNA of Perca flavescens (yellow perch), 3187 nucleotides long. It is a transcript of the gene tbc1d22b, whose product is annotated as TBC1 domain family, member 22B. Lineage: Eukaryota; Metazoa; Chordata; Actinopteri; Perciformes; Percidae. The transcript is spliced from 13 exons. The record is from RefSeq and is a predicted model, not a curated record. Gene Ontology annotation, molecular function: GTPase activator activity. Gene Ontology annotation, biological process: activation of GTPase activity. Bases 417 to 1910 code for a protein of 497 amino acids.